Cuculus canorus (common cuckoo) is the source of this 6394-nucleotide messenger RNA. It is a transcript of the gene PLEKHA6, whose product is annotated as pleckstrin homology domain containing A6. NCBI's taxonomy places the organism in Eukaryota, Metazoa, Chordata, Aves, Cuculiformes, Cuculidae. Gene Ontology annotation, molecular function: protein binding. The record is from RefSeq and is a predicted model, not a curated record. The coding region runs from base 1848 to 4991 and encodes 1047 amino acids. The transcript has 22 exons.
UGGGGACAGAGCACUGGGAUGGCGCUGGGGUGGUUGCCAUGCUUGCAGGGUCCCUGCUGCUCCCUCUUCUUGCUUUCUUGGUGAUGGGGCGUGGAGCAAGCUGAGGAGAGGGGUGACUGCAGUAACCCCCUGGGAUGCCCUGUGCACUUUAUGGGUGUGCCCUCUGCUUGGGAAACUGAGGCACACGUAAGGCAGAGCAGCAUUUCCAAGAGCAUCACUGCCUCCAAGCCCUGCUUUUUGGGGUGCGCUGCUGCUCCCCAGCCCGGGGGGGUGCCAGAUACGGAGUGAGCAGCAGCGCAGCCCUCACUGGCGGUGCUCUCAGCCCAUUUCUUGCCCUUGUUUCCCAUCGGCAUUGCUGCUCCCAGCCAGCUUGUCCCUGCCAGCUGCUGCAGUGCUUCUCAGCAGCCUUCUUGGAGCCCUAGAGAGGUGGUUCCAGCUCCAGGUUUUUUUCAGCCUAGAAAGGAAAGGGAAACAUAACUGCAAGGAGGUAGCUCAUAAUGCGUUGCUGCUCGUCAGCAUGCGCUGCUGUAUGUUGGAGAGGAGAACAGCAGAGGGUGGCUGCUGCAGCAGGGGCUCUCCCAUGCCUGCCCCCACCAGCAGACUGUCUCAGAGCAGGGUCUGAGCUUCCCUGGUACUGCACGGCACUCAUCUAUGUCACCAUGCACCUUUGCCACCACGGUGCACCUUCAUCUGCACAAAUGCUUGUGGUCCUGGGUUUUGUUAGCACUCGCUUGUUAGCGGGCUGUGCUCAGCUCUGGACUCCUCAGCACAGGAAGGAAAUGGAGCUGUUGGAGCGAGUCCGGAGGAAGCCACAGAGAUGAUCUGAGGGCUAAAGCACCUCUACUAUGAGGACAGGCUGAGAAAGUUGAGCUUGUUCAGCCUGGAGGAGGGAGGGCUCUAGGGAGGCCUUAGAGCAGCUUCCAGGACAGAAAGGGGCUACAGGAAAGCUGAGGAGGGGCUCCUGAUCAGGGAGUGCAGGGAUGGGACGAGGGGAACAGUUUUCAGCUGCAAGAGGGGAGAUUGAGAUGAGAUCUUGGGGAGAAAUGUUCUCCUGUGAGGGGGGAGGAGGCCCUGGCCCAGGGUGCCCAGAGCAGCGGUGGCUGCCCCAUCCCUGGAGGUGUUCAAGGCCAGGUUGGAUGGGGCUUGGAACCCCUGAUCCAGUGGGAGGUGUCCCUGCCCAUGGCAGGAGGAGUGGAACUGGAUAGGCUUAAAGUUCCUUCCAACCCAAACCCUUCCAUGAUUCUGUAACCAAUGCAUGGCCUGGCUCACACUUGUGCAAAAACCCAAUGUGCACCAUUGUGCCCACGAGUGUGGCCGCAGCCGGUGCCCGAGGUCCCCACAGGGUGCUGUGGAGUUUUCCCAAUCUAAGGGAUGGCUUUUUGUAGCUGCCACCCUUAAACCUGCAUUUAAUCUGCAGCUGAGCACCGUUUAGGGGCAAGUGCUGGCAAGUGGCAGUGUGGGCUGUGCUGACACUGGCAGCCAGCGAGGUGUCUUCUUCAGGUGAGAGCAGAGAAGUGGCCUGGGGAGUGUUGAAAUGUCACUUGUGGGGAAAGAGCCUUGCAAAGCCGCUCAUGAACUGAGCUCUGCAGGUGGACAUAUAGCUGCCUUUCCAUCUGCACACCAGGAUUUUGGGGGAUGCUUUUGUUCAGAGAAGGGUAGAGAGGGUCCCAAUGGUUGGGAGAGGUCUGUGCCGCAGUGCCCAUGCUCCUGCCAUACUCUGGUUUGAUGCUUGUCUGUGUUUCCUCCUCUCUCCGCGGGCGAGGAUCCCCGGAUAGGAGGUCUCUCCAUGCCCGUCCACCACGCCAGCACCCAGACACCGCUAGGUGACGGUGUGCUGGGCAGAGGAGAUGCUGGCGAGUAACGAGCAGUCCCUGUCUCACCAGGCUGAGCACGCUGGCAUCCGGACGUACUUCUUUAGUGCCGAGAACACGGAGGAGCAGGAGUCCUGGAUCCAAGCCAUGGGCGAGGCUGCCCGGGUGCAGAUCCCCCCAACACAGAGGCAUGAGAAACCAGACUCUGAAAACAUUCCCCCCAGCAAACACCACCACCACCGCAACACCACCAACCGCGAACACCCCAAAGCUGAGCCCGACGCCAAGACCCGAGGAGAAGGUGAUGGUCGUGGCUCGGAGAAGAUCGAGAGGAAAUCAGAGAGGAUGGAGAGCAAGAAGGAACCUUUGGCCAAAGCCAAUGGCAUCGCUGGGCAGGAGGUGCCUUCAGAACCUGGCAGUCCUUACCCUGAAGCACCCCGGGUGCCUGCAAGCGUGGAGCGGCUUCCCCAGCCCAACGGUUGGUCGUACUCAUCGCCCAGCCGCCCUGGCAGCACUGCAUACCCCCCUCCCGAUGGGGAGAGCACGUCCCAGCGCCGGGGCUUUGCCCCUCGCACCAACCCCGAGAAGAUUGCCCAGCGCAAGAGCUCGAUGACACAGCUGCAACAGUGGGUGAACUCACGCCGGGGAGCCAUGCCCCCCGAGGAGUUGCGGAGCCCCACCAGGUUUUACCCCAUGUCUCGACGGGUCCCCGAUUACUAUUCCCCCUACUCAGCCCAGUAUCCUGAGGACUACCAGUACUACCCACCCAGCGUGCGCCCCGAUAGCAUCUGCUCCAUGCCUGCCUACGAGCGGGUGAGCCCGCCCUGGGCACUGGAUGACAAGCGGCACUCCUUCCGCAACGGGGGCACCUACCAGCUCCGAGACUGGAAAGAACACCCUGGUUUUGGCCGGCAAGAUGUCCCGCUCUGGCUGCCCGGUCCUGGGAGGCAGCCAACUUACUUGGAUGAGGUGGAUGCAGCCUCAGGGUCCUUGCGAAGGAUGUCACUGCAACCCCGUUCCCGCUCUGUGCCGCGCUCGCCCAGCCAGGGCUCCUACAGCCACACACGGGUGUACUCCCCAGUCCGCUCGCCCAGUGCCCGCUUUGAGCGGCUGCCACCUCGGGGAGAGGACAUUUACGCUGACCCCACCACCUUCAUGAUGAGGCGAUCCAUCAGUUCUCCGAAGUAUGACUAUUUGGGCGACAGGCGGCCUGUCCCAGCGGGAAUGUAUCCGUACCACUACCCAGCAUCCCCCACCGUCCAUGACAAAAUGGAUGAACUUUUAGACCUUCAGUUGCAAAGAAACCUAGAGUAUUUGGACCAGCAGAUGAGCGAGAGCGAAACCCUGAUCAGUAUGGUGAACAGGAUGGUGGAGACCUCCUCCCCUAGGGCUCAGAUCUACAUGCAAGUGACACCCUUCCCCGAGGCCUACAGGGAGACGCUGCAUGCCUACAAGAUAAGCGAGCAAGACACUGAUAAGCUGCUGGGGAAGCUCUGUGAGCAGAACAAGGUGCUGCGAGAGCAGGAGAGGCUGGUGCAGCAGCUCCGAGCAGAGAAGGAAAGCCUGGAGAGUGCACUGAUGGGGACACACCAGGAACUGGAGAUGUUUGGGAGCCAGCCUGCCUAUCCGGAGAAGCUGCUGCACAAGAAGGAAUCGCUUCAGAACCAGCUCAUCAACAUCCGUGUGGAGCUGUCGCAGGCCAGCACGGCUUUGGUGAAUAGCACUGCUGAGUAUGAGAGCCUGGAGAGCGAGGUGUCCGCCCUGCACGAUGACCUCUGGGAGCAACUGAACCUGGAUAUCCAGAACGAAAUGCUCAAUCGGCAGAUCCAGAAGGAGAUCUGGCGGAUCCAGGAUGUGAUGGAGGGGCUGAGGAAGAACAACCCAUCCCGCGGCACAGACACUGCCAAGCACAGAGUAGCCAUCGGCCCCUCAGGGACUUUCAGCUCCAACAGCCCUGCCAGCCCCCUGAGCUCAGCGAGCAUCACCAGCCCCCUCAGCCCCUUCUCCCUUGUUUCUGGCUCCCAGGGCUCACCCACCAAGCCAGGACCCAGUGAGGAACCAGGCCCGCCUCGACCUCCCCUCCCCAAGUCCUACAUACCCCUGGAGCCUCCUCCGACAGUUCCUCCGCUCCCCGGCGAGAGCCGUCUCUGGCCGUACCCCACCUCCCCUUCCUGGCAGCAAAGCGGCGAGGCGAAGAGGGGACAGCCCAAGCUGAGCUUCGAGCAGAGCAAGAAAGAGGGGCAGCGACUGGUUCCGUCUGGACCCACCGCCGAGGGGCUCCCACAGAGCCGACAGGAGCAGGAGGCAGACAAGCAAGCAGCUCUCAACAAGGUGGGCAUCGUCCCUCCUAGGACCAAGUCUCCAGCAGAGGAGGAGGUGCCUGCGGCCGGCGUGCCAAGGAGGAGCACCAGCGGCAUGGCCAACGGGCUCAGUUCUCGGGAGAGGCCAAAAAGUGCCGUGUUUGCCAAUGAGACAAAGGUGAAGAUGAGUGUGGAGGAGCAGAUCGACCGCAUGAAGCGCCACCAGAGCGGCUCAAUGAAGGAGAAGCGGCGCAGCCUGCAGCUCCUGGGCAGCCAGCAGCCUGACACCCCCGGCACAAAGGCACCCACCUCCUACAAGGUGGUGCGUCGGCACCGCAGCAUCCAUGAAGUGGACAUCUCCGACCUGGAGGCAGCGCUGCGCUCCGAUGACCCUGGCAAAGUCUACGAGACACCCCAGGAGGAGAUUGCCCGGCUGCGCAAGAUGGAGCUGGAACCACAGCAUUACGACGUGGACAUCAACAAAGAGCUUUCCACUCCAGACAAAGUCCUCAUUCCCGAGCGGUACAUCGAGCUGGAGCCUGAUACGCCUCUCAGCCCCGAGGAGAUGAAGGAGAAGCAGAAGAAAGUGGAAAGGAUCAAGACCCUCAUUGCUAAAUCCAGCCUGCAGAAUGUCGUCCCCUUGGGCGAGGGGGAGGUGGAUGUUCCCCAGGAUCCCGAGACGCAACUGCAGGAGCAGGAGAAGAGGAUAGAGAUCUCCUGUGCUCUGGCUGCUGAAGCCUCCCGCCGGGGCCGCAUGCUCUCGGCUCAAUGUGCUACCCCAAGCCCUCCCACCUCCCCAGCUUCCCCGACUCCACCGACCAACCCCCUCUCGUCUGAAACAUCCCGGGCCGCCGACAACAGCCAUUUUAUGCGUGUCUGAGCCAUGAACUCAAGCCCUGGCUGCUGUCGGCGUCAUCAAGUUCCAUGGGGCCACGUUUUAGCGCCCCAGCAGACACCAAACCUCUCGCCAUUGUUUUUGGUUCUCCCGGACCCUCUUCCCUCCCAUCGAAGGCGAGACCAUCCGGCACAGCUGAGCGGGGCGAUGCCUCUCCAACAGCACCAGCUCUGCCCCAUCCCGGAGGAGACAUGUGGGUGCUGGGACCGUGGUCCCUGAGGAGCCCCUUGGCUGCCAGCUGGCACGGGAACAGAUUGGUGGUGUCCUGGGCAUCAGGCUUGCAUGAACAGCCAGACAAGGGCCAUCUGCAGUGAUGGCCACCAGCACAGUGACCAUCUCCCUGCCAGGGCAGGCCUGGGGUAGCGUAGGACUCCCCGGGCUCCAUGUGCUAAUGCAUUGAUCUCCCAAAGGUCUGCAAAGGGGUUCUUCUGGGAGGAGACCAGCCAGUCCCCACCAUGGAUGGUGCUUCCACCUUACACUGGACCUGGAUGCUCCAUCACUGUUUCUUGGGUGCCUCUUCCCUUCCUUUUCCCUAAACCUGCUUGUAGCAUCGAACUGGCUGGUGGGAGUUGCUGGCAGAGCCUGGCCUGUCCCAUCAUUCCUUACAGGAGGAAUAAGGAGCUGUGUUGGGGUCAGGAUGGACAGACAUGGGACUGGAGGGGACAGUGGUGCCCGGGGGAGCAGUGUGUUCAGCAUCAGGGUGAUCCGAGGACUGCCCGGUGUGCCGCAGGCACGGAGCAGGAGGUCUGGGCAGGGAUGGGGAUGUUGCCCGGGAGCAGAGUAUGGGGUGGUGGAGUGCAGAGUGGAGCGGUGAAGCCAGGGAUCAGCAGGGAUGCCUCUGCGGGUGGAUGGGGACAGUGACAAGAAAGGGAAGGGGCUUUGGGCCAGGUGGCAGCAGCAGGGCUCGUCCUGGUGGCCCCCGGUCCAACCAUCACCUCCUUUCUGGCCCCUCUGAAGAUCUGGCACCGCAUCUCGCCCCACGGCCUCGCCAUUGCACUCCAGCGCCUUUGGCUUGUUUGGUUUUGCUGUAGCGAGUUUACCCUUUUCUUUAGCUUUUGGAGGGAGGGAAAGCAGGUUCUGCUGGAACAAGCAAAAUCCCAGGCGACGUGCAGGUGGCGGGGCUAGGAUGGGCAAGCUGGAGGGGACGGGAAGGUAAAUAAUGUCCAUACUGCAGUUCGUUCUCCCCUGGCCUCAUCCUGACCCUCCCAAGGACCUCUGCCCUCCUCUCUCCCCGCUCUGCAUCCCCAUCACGCCCCAUCUGAGCAAUACUGGUAGGAUCCCAGGAGCCCCAGGCCUCCCACAGCUCUCUUAGCUCAUAAAGCUGGCCCUUUAUUUUGCUAUUACAUGCCUUAAUAUAUGUUUUAUGGAAAUUAUACAUUUAUAAUAUA